Molecule: messenger RNA, 3249 nt
Organism: Uloborus diversus
Lineage: Eukaryota; Metazoa; Arthropoda; Arachnida; Araneae; Uloboridae
Gene: drk
Product: growth factor receptor-bound protein 2
Exons: 5
Coding region: 642-1277 (211 amino acids)
Molecular function (GO): protein binding
Source: RefSeq, a predicted model, not a curated record
AAAAUAAAGUUCUAAAGCUUUUUCAUUUUUUCUUCAUUUUAAAAGUGGAUCGUACAUAAAAUAAAUUUAAAUGUAGCAUUAAACUUGUAUGUUCUUCAGAUAAACAUAGUCAACAAAUUAUUGAAUCACAGAAUAUGCUGAUAUAGAAAUGAUUUCAACAUGGGAGUGGUAUCCAUCCGCAAGGCUUCAAUCAUCAAUGGCAUCGUGUGAGGGUGCUUAAAAUAUUAUUAAAUUAUGAUAAGUGUCAUUUAAUUGUCACUUUCCCAGAGUUGUCAAAAUUGUCAAAUCUGUGAGCGACAAUUAAAUUUUGUGCUUUUUGCCUUCUGAAGUAAGGGCGGCGACCUGUGUUACAGACAGCACGUAUCUAUUUUUGGCUCUGCGGGUUAGCCUUUUAGGACCAACUUGACAUACUUGAUACUUGUAGAGGAUUAAUAACGAUAGUGAAAAUUGUCAUUUAGUAUUUUUAUAAUGCAUUAUCACUGUUUAAAAAUUGUUACAUGAAUGUUUUUUACAUAUUCUUAGCCAAAUUAGCACAAACAAUCCUGUAGUUUAAUGAAAACUAGAAGCAGUUCUGUAGUGUGAAAUUCAAUUAUUAUCUAAUUACUUCGAACUUUUACUGGUGUUUGACUUUUAAAUAAACUAUGGAAGCAAUUGCUAAGCACGACUUUAAUGCAACGGCAGAUGAUGAACUUAGUUUUAGAAAAGGCCAAGUAUUAAAAGUUUUGAACAUGGAAGAUGAUAUGAAUUGGUAUCGAGCUGAAUUAGAUGCAAAAGAAGGAUUAAUUCCUAGCAAUUAUAUAGAAAUGAAGAAACAUGAUUGGUACUAUGGGCGCAUAACUAGAGCCGAUGCUGAAAAAUUGUUGAUGAACAAACAUGAAGGUGCUUUCUUAAUUAGAGUUAGUGAAAGUUCUCCUGGUGACUUUUCCUUAUCAGUGAAAUGUGGAGAUGCAGUUCAGCAUUUUAAAGUAUUGAGAGACACACAAGGAAAAUUUUUCCUUUGGGUUGUAAAAUUUAAUUCCCUUAAUGAAUUAGUUGAGUAUCACAGAUCAGCUUCAGUGAGUCGUUCUCAAGAUAUUAAACUAAAAGAUAUGCAUCCAGAAGAGUUCCUGGUGCAAGCCAUGUAUGAUUUUCAACCUCAGGAAGCUGGAGAGUUAGAAUUUCGACGAGGUGACAUAAUUACUGUUAUGGAUCGCUCUGAUCAGAAUUGGUGGGAAGGUGAGAUAGGCUCUCGCAGAGGAUACUUUCCGGCCACCUACGUUGUCCCUUAUCAUACAUAAAUGAAAGCCACGACUUUCCUUCUGUACAUACAUAUUUGAGCAGUAAUCUCAAAUCUAAGGUUUUAUCCACACCUUUAUAUUAAAACAUGAAGUGAAUCUAUUAUAUAAAUAAAAAGUUAUCAGUCCAUCAUUACUGGAUUUCUCAGACCUUGUUUUUAUUUUAUAUUUUUACCAGCAUCGAGUAUGAAAACCAACAGCUAAAGCUAAAUUAAAAUAUCCGCAUUUACAAUGUAAGUCUUCCUUAUCAUUUAGAUGCUUCAGUACAAAAUAUGAAUGUCCAGUGACGUGCUAAAAUUAUCUUAGAAAGUGUAAUCAAAUUCAUACAAAUUUGAAAUUUAAAAAUUGUUUCUUGGUUUGAUAGUCAAGUUACAAACUAGUUAUUAAUUAAUUUUCGCUACUAUACAUUGUGGAUCAAUCAUCCAAAAUAACUGGGUGUUCCAAUAACUGGGUAACUCAUUCUUCAGUAAAAAAUCAUUUACAGGAAAAAAUGAAUAAAUACAAAUUGUUCUCUGGUGUCAAAGAAUCAAUAUGAAGCAAUUGAAGAUGCUAGAGAGUGAUCUUACUAGUAGAACAGGGAACUAGUUGAUCUAGUUUGUAAAGUUAAAAAUGGUAGGGUUGUCCUACAAUUCAGGCAUGUUUUAAUUUACUUCUGCUUCAGAGCUGAGACAAGCAGAUUUUCUAUAUGGGGUGUAAGUUUAAUGUUGGCAAUACAAAAGGACUUUGAUUACCAAUGUUUUAGUUAACCUAUAUUCAGACAAUUAUACUUUACCUGUAUAAGACUUUCUUCUUAAAGUUUUUAAAUUGUAUCAAAGAAAGAUUGGUUGAUUGUGCUUAUAAUAUAUUUCUAGUAUUAUUACAUUUUUAGUUGAAAUUAAUUUGAUUUUACUGUAUAAUUUAUUAAUGUGAUAAAAAGGCUGAUCAUUUUCUUUUUCUAAAAUUAAUAUCAGCACCAAAUGUUUUUCAAUCAUUAGUUUCUUUCUAAUAUGAAAUUUGAUGCAUGUUCCUAAAGCCAAAAAUGCAUAAAUUGUUACUGUGCAAAAAUUUUCUGUAAUAGAAUCAUUUUACAUUUAUAAAAUCUCAUUUUUACUUUUUAAAGCAAUGUCAUGUAAAAAUUAUGCAAAAUACUUACAAAAAAUGUAUUUGAUAUGAUUGAAUAUAAUUUAUGUACAAGAAAAGUAAAAACAAGUAAAUCUCAUACUAACCCAUUCAGUGGUUAUACAUGUGAGGUUAGGUGUGGAUAAAACCAUUUAGUAAAGUUUGUCCUAGGUGUUAACUAAUCAUGUUGUGAUGAUAGUAAAGUGCUUUUCCUUGCAAUUUUGCUAAGAAAUUUUGAAUUUACUGAAAUCUGGGCUUGUUAAGCGAUUCUUCUUUUUAAAACUUUUAUAUAUGUGUGAAAAUGUACAAGUAUUAUGCAAAUACUUUUCGUUUCUUGGAAUUCUCAAUGUGUUGAAUGAAUUCUGAUGAAGAUUAUGAAAGUGGUUGAUCAAAUGCAUCUUAAGUUCAGUUUAUUUGCCAAUACGCUUUUGAUGAAAAAUUUGAUGACGAUCAUUGCAAAUUUGAUGAAUAAAAUUCAUCUAAAACUUAACGUAUUUAUUGUUGUCUCUUGUGUAUUAAAGUUUCAAUCAUUAGUUUUAUAUUAUACUUUUUGCGCAAGUUAUAUCUUCUGCAUUUAACUUGUAUUUGUUCAUUUUGUGAAGUCUAAUUAUUUGUAUAAAUAUUAAGAUUUCAAUGUUAUUGAGUCUCUAAGUUAUGAGAACAAACUCUUGUGAUACAAUUAGGCACAAAAAUGGACUAUUUUAAAUGCAAUUCAAUUGUAAAUCAUUUCAAUAUGACUCUGUAUUUUAUAAUGCUCAAAGUUUUAUUUAGAUCAUAAAAAAUGACUGUUUCUACAAUUUGAGUUUUUUUUUAAAAUCAUUGCUAGAAGCUUUUGUAAAUUAUUCAUCAGCCAAUUAAAAUGUGUUUGUUUUCUGAA